CGUACGCCUCUGAUUGGCUAUUAGAGGAUAGUGCCUUACGCUGGAAUUCCUGUUUUUAGAAAUAUUAUCGGCACACGGGCUGAGUAGCGUAUCCGUUCCCGAAUACGUGCGAGGAUCUAAUCUCCGGUACGGUGCAGUUUUGUUUAGCGCUGGUGUUGCCCUAAUCAAAGAUGGCGACAGAGGAUGCUUAGUGGUUGCAUGAGAGACUGAGAGUUACCCUGAAAAGAAUUUGCAAAACUGGAAAGAAAAUCAGACCUAAUAUGUGGAGCGAGGUGGUCUUGGUGUUGCAGGGAGCGUCUCGCGUGGCGCAGGCGGUGGUGAAGAUGGGCUGUGAAGAGCUGUAUGUGGCAACCACCACCACCACGUUAGGAAGCGGCAUUAAGUCUCUGCAGUCAACGGCUGAGCGCUGUGUGAGCACGGUAUUCACAAAUAUGCAGGUCAGCAAGACGGAUUCCAGAGAGCGCCCACCGUCUCCCGACUUUGACGCUGAUUCUUGGAGCGUGAUGUCAGAUUUACCUCCAGCUGAAGAGGCGCCGUCCUCCCAGACAAACCCUGGGGAAUGGCCAAAGAAGGGCCCAAGCGUGACUGGUAUUGGGCAAGUCAGAAUGUACAGCACCAUUAGAGGGUUAACAGCGGAUGAGAUUCAGAGAGCGAGGGAGGCUAAACUACCAGGUGGCGCAGAGGAUCAUGGCAGACCCAAGCGACAGAAGCUCAGUGAAAGGGCUAGAGAGAGGAAGGUGCCCGCAUCUCGCAUCAGUCGCAUGGCAAAUUUUGGGGGCUUGGCCGUUAGUCUUGGGAUUGGUGCGCUGACAGAAGCGGCGAAACAGUCUCUGAGCCGAGAAAAGAAGUCAGGAGAAAUGACUGUCUUGGAAGCAAACUCUUUCAUGAGCGAAGCCAAUGCCGAGAGAAUCGUCGACACAUUGUGCAAAGUGCGGGGGGCUGCACUGAAGUUGGGGCAGAUGCUGAGUAUUCAAGAUAAUAGCUUCCUUAGUCCACAACUGCAGAAGAUCUUUGAGCGGGUGAGACAGAGCGCAGAUUUUAUGCCUUCCUGGCAGACGACGAAAGUGCUUGAGGAGGAGCUGGGCGCUGGUUGGAGGGAGAAGCUGUCAUAUUUUGAAGAUAAACCUUUUGCAGCCGCCUCUAUAGGCCAGGUGCAUCUUGCCAGGCUGCUUGACGGCCGUGAAGUAGCUAUGAAGAUCCAGUAUCCUGGAAUUUCUCAAAGUAUUAAGAGUGAUGUGGAAAAUCUGCUGUCAAUUCUGAAGCUAAGCGUAGUUCUACCAGACGGUCUGUUUCCUGAAAACAGUGUGCAAGUCCUACAGAAAGAACUGGCAUGGGAAUGUGACUAUCUACGUGAAGCCACCUGCGCCAAGACAUUCCGGAGUCUCCUGAGCGAUGAUCCCUUCCUCAGGGUACCACAGGUGAUUGACGAUCUCACUACCAAGAGAGUGUUAACUAUGGAGCUGGUGUCCGGAGUUCCUCUUGAUCAAUGUGCAGAGAUGGACCAAGAAACCCGUAACCAGAUAUCCUACAAUAUCUUGCGCCUCUGCCUGCAGGAGAUCUUUCAGUUCCGUUUUAUGCAGACUGACCCAAACUGGUCCAACUUUUUCUAUGACGCAGAUCUGGACAAGGUGAUGUUGUUGGACUUUGGAGCCAGUCGAUGGUUUAGUGAAAACUUCACUGAUGAUUAUAUUGAGGUUGUGAAAGCAGCAGCAGAAGGUGACCGAGCGAGAGUUCUACAAAAGUCCAGAGACCUGAAAUUUGUGACCGGAUUUGAAACCAAGGUUUUUGAAGAGGCUCACAUAGAUGCUGUGAUGAUUCUAGGAGAGGCUUUUGCCUCUGAAGAGCCGUUCAAUUUUGGGACCCAAAACACAACCAAAAGGAUCCACGACCUGAUCCCGGUCAUGCUAAAACACAGACUUACACCUCCGCCUGAAGAGACCUACUCCCUGCAUCGGAAAAUGGCAGGCUCUUUUCUCAUCUGUGCCAAGCUUAAGGCAAUCAUCUCUUGUAAAGACCUCUUUGAUAGUACAUAUCUCCAGUACUGGGCAGAACGAGGGCGAGAGGGGCACCAGUCCACCGCUGAUUAAACCACUCCAUCAUUAUUACUUGAAACCAAUGACGCGGUUAUAUUAUAUUUUUUUUUUUUUAUCCUUUAAUUACCCAGAGAAUUGGCAGUACAGUCCUACUACCCUGUGGGCCUUUCACCACCCGUCGAGCAGAUACGGUUUUGUUACUCGCCAGUCUGCCGGCCUAGAAAUGACGAUCUUCCAAGACGUUAGGCUUCUUGUGCCAAUUGUGUUCUUUUUUAAGCUUUCAUUGUACUGUAGUGGAAUUUGUCUGUUAAAUGGGACAGAUUAAAGGUCCCAUCCUUUUCAGCUCGCCAAAAAGGUCCAACUUGCUGAGGGAGGCGCUCACAGCGAGCAGCUUCUCGUCUGGGAAUCCAACGCUUUCCCCGAUCGGUUUCACCGUCGUGCCCCGGAAGGCUCGAGCCGCGCAGCCUUUUAUUUUAUUUUAUUUUUUUUAUAUCUUUUUGUUCUUUAUGCAGUCCGUUUCGGUAGCCCCCUCUCUCCAAAAACUCCGACACGUCCCAAAAUUGUGGGUUGACUUUCACUGACUUGUCAUUGGGACGAUUUAAUUAAUCGCUUAAUCCGCUAUUCAGCGUCCUUUGAAGCUGCCUCGUUGUGCAGAAGAUAGGAUUCCCUGUGAAAUUUCUCUCCUGUUGACAGGAAGACCCAGGAACAAUGUAGAAAUAGGUCACCCAGGUUCCAGGCACUGAUAUGUCUCCAGAAAACCAGAUCAGGGCUUCUAUUUCUUUAGCCAGACCAUACAAUGCAGAUUAAAGAAGUAAAUGGAGUGCAGCCUGCACCUCCCAGGAAGGGAUUUAUGCCAAACGAGCGCAUUGCAGACCUCUCAUCACCCACACUCACGCCUUGCUGUUGCCGAUGACGAGCCCGCCCUUAUUUGACAUCGUGCAGGCUUCUCCCAGGGCCUUCAAAGGACCACUAAUCCCUCUGUUUUUUUUUUAUUUUAUAGACGGGAGAUACAAAUGAAAAUAACAAAUAUAUUAUUAAAAAAUGUACCUAAAUUAUCUUUUUUAUUUAAUUUUUUUAAUCUUAACAUAACCACAGUGCCCAGACUUACAAGAAGUGACUUAUGAUGAUGUAAGGUCCCUUACUGCGCUCCCUUGGCUAAUUCCGUUAUGUGCACUUCGGGGAUCCUAUCCCAGUUUCAACCUACAAUGUAUGGGGGUUGUGCCUGCGCAGUCAGCUCACAGCGCCCAAGGCUGCCU
Bufo gargarizans (Asiatic toad) is the source of this 3289-nucleotide messenger RNA. RefSeq names its product coenzyme Q8B (gene COQ8B). The record is from RefSeq and is a predicted model, not a curated record. The transcript has 16 exons. Gene Ontology annotation, biological process: ubiquinone biosynthetic process. Gene Ontology annotation, molecular function: kinase activity. NCBI's taxonomy places the organism in Eukaryota, Metazoa, Chordata, Amphibia, Anura, Bufonidae. Bases 261 to 2087 code for a protein of 608 amino acids. Gene Ontology annotation, cellular component: extrinsic component of mitochondrial inner membrane.